AAUCCGCAAUCAUACAGGCCGUUCCUGUUGAUCCAAACAGGGACAGAUUCUAAGAUUCAGCCCCAGAGCGCAAGCAUUAAGACGAAGAGAAAAAAUGGGGAGAACAGCAGAGAUUUCGGUAGCUUCCAAUCCCAGCAAAGCAAUCGAUGAAAGCACCUUCGAAAGUUUCUGUAACGACGUAGGUCCUAAACAAUCGUUUGAUACAAAAUAAAUCCGAGGUGCAAAACGAUUUCGUGGGUAUUCAAUAAUGUCUAGGCUCACUGAUCUUUGUUAUUUUCUUCUCUCCACUAAUAAAUUCUCUGGUGGUGCAAAACGAAACGAAACGAAACGAAACAAUAGGAAUCGCAAAACACCGACACUCAGACCCAGAUGGAAUGCACACAACUGACUCAACCCGGUCUAACUCCCGACGAAUCUUCCAAUUUGAUGCAUACUCCAUCCUCUGGGAAAAACACACCCCUAAGUCCACCACAAAUACUGCCAUUCGGUCGCUUAGUACCUUCCAUGCCCUCGCCCAUUCUUACCGCGAUAAAUUUGAUGCCGACGCAGGAAUCGUAUUGGCUCGGAAGAAGUCAGAAAUGCGACGUCACGGCCCAGUACGAUCGUUCCGAAAGAGCUUCAUAUCUAUCGAAGAAAGGGAUGGCCGCUCUCGAUUGGGGGAAGAGCAUGAUUUCAAAUCGCCACUGCCGUAUUUUCCAUCAAAACAACGGGAGUCAAAUAUUUGUCGAAGACAAUUCUGGAAACGGAACAUUCAUCAACCAGCAAACAAAAUUGCAGAAGGGUGAAACCAGAAUUCUGCAUUCUGGUGACGUAAUCUGUUUGGUAAACCACGAAACUCUUCGCAAGAGGCUCUCCUCGGACAGGAUUAUCCAAUUUGUGCUGCAGCAAUUUUCGUUCAUCGUCGUCCGAGUUCAGUCGAAAACACGAAAAUCGUGUGUCAAUCCACGCGCGAUGAACUACAAUUUUGGUAGGAAUCAUCGGAACAGCAGCAUUGACGAAACUGGUGCAUCUCAACUUUCCCCGCUACCGCCCAGUAGAAAGAUUGAAACCUUUUAUGACCUGCGAGAAAUCCUCGGUGACGGAACGUCGGGUCAGGUUCGUCGAGCGAUUCACAGACAAUCCGGGAAAGAGAGAGCAGUAAAAAUCAUCAGUCUACGACGAAAUGUGAAUGCAUCAAUGAUGGAAAGGGAAGUCAAUCUCCUUCAGUUGAUAGACCAUCCAUAUAUUGUAAAGCUAGUGGAAGUUUUCGUGGAACGCGGAGUAGCCAUGUACCUGGUAAUGGAACUCGUGAAGGGAGGCGAUCUUUUUGACUGCAUCGUGGAAAAACAACGCUACACCGAGGUCGAGGCCAGGCGCGCAAUGAGAAGAUUAUUGAAUGCGGUAUAUUACCUUCACGAAGAGGCCAAUAUUGUACAUAGGGAUUUAAAGCCAGAAAAUAUACUUUGCUCGUCUCCUAUACACGUUAAGCUUGCAGAUUUCGGACUUGCGAAAAUUAUCAAGGCAGAUGGACUCAAGACGUUCUGCGGAACGCCGGCGUACUUCGCACCAGAAGUACUCCAAAGGCGUGGCACUGUGGCAGGGCGAGGGCGUUAUGGGAAACCUGCGGAUAUGUGGUCCCUUGGGGUAAUCUUGUAUAUCUUGCUGACUGGAAAACCACCCUUUGAUGCCGAUAUGGACGAACCAUCCAACUGCUAUGAAGUGGACUUUGAAUCUGAUGCCCUUAUUUGGUCAGAGAUUCCUUCCGCAAAAGAUCUUGUCGAGAAAAUGCUUCGGCAAGAUCCCAAACAGAGAUAUACUGUUCGCCAGGCAUGUGAACAUACCUGGAUCAACGUAGAUGAUGGGGACACUCAUUGCAAUCCGCUCAACGACCCGGCAGUUGUUUCCAAACAGAUAGGUGACAAACAGGAGUCGUCAAAACCUAGUGAAAAAGUAUGCGAGACCGUUGCCAAUGAAAUCAUAGGAGUUAAAAACGACAAAUCAUUGCAUGAAGAAUCCACGGCUUUGGUCGCAAGUCAUUUUCAGAGCAACAGUGAAGGCAAAAAUUCGUCGAAAGUGAAGCCUGAUUCUGUACAUAAUGUCCUGCGGAAGCCGGAAAGAAAAAUUGCAGAUCUAAAGAUAUCGAGUGAGAGUAAUAAUCAUGAACCUUGUGGUGAUGGGGAAAGGGAAGGCAAGGGCAGAAAUGACGACGUGACUGAAUUUACAAGUUCCGACGCUAAUGCAAUUGCUGACAAUGAGGAAUCAAGCGGGGUAUCAUUUUCUGAUGAUGUUUGCUUACCACCAAGAUCUCCACUUAGUAAGCUGAAUCUCAAUCAGAGAUCUAAUAAAUUUCGGGAUCAUGUUAUGAAGCAAACCAAGGAGCUUUUUGAGUCACCGAAUGGAAAUGGAGAGCGGCAAUCAGCUGUGACGCCAAACUUAAGCAGCAUCAAACGACAGCCACUACAAGAGGAUUUAAAAGCUGAAAAGGGUGACGGAAAUGUUGAGGAUCCCAUUCUUUCGCAAUUUAGCUCUGAAGUGUCAAGCGUCGAAUCAUUUAGCGAUAACGACUCUUCGACCAACGAUGUUUCAGCGACCAAUGAAACGCAAAGUGAGCAUAGUUCAAAGAAACGACCUCUUGAUGAUAAGGAAACGAAAAAUUCGACGAAGGCCUCCAAACGUGACAAAACUUGUGGCUCCAAACAAACAACAUUGAACGCAUGGCUUGUAAAAAAGACUUGAUAAGAACCACUGCCUGUUUUUAGCUUUUCUCCAGAGUCGCUAUCAGAGUUCCAUGUUUGGCGUGAUGAGUGCAUCUGAUAAGAAGAAGUUCAGAAAGUAAAUUGCGGGGUUUUAAUGAUUAUUAGUAAUGCGCCUUUUGAUCGCUUUCCUUUCUACCACAACCGUCGAACGAAACACGGAUCUGUCUUUUGUCUCUUGCGAAUCACCAUACGUCUAGUAAUGAUCAAGACAGUGGAAGUGGGGGGGAUGUCACUACCUUUGAAUGUUGUGCCCCGAAUCUUUGCGCUCGUGCCACCACUGUGGCAAGUAACUGUAUGGAGAUUUUAUCCUUGGACAAUCGUCAGAUUUUCGAAACUGAGAAAACCAGUUCUGAACGUUCCGGAUUGGCUCCGUUGUCUCUAAAUAUAAUGGAGGCAGCCCCAUGCUCACCAACAAUCCAUCAAGAGAUCCAUGGCCUUGACCAGAGCCAGUGUAAUGGUCACCGACAUAGCCAACCGUCUGGAAUAUUAAUUUCUUACUGGGUGUCCAUUUGAAGGAUUGUAGUUCCGGACMUGUUGUAAAUCUUACUUGCUCAUUCGGAUCCUUUGAAGGAGACAAAGUCAAACCUGACCCUGGGAGUCUCGCAGUCCCAGUAUGUGUUCCCGAGUAUCGAGCUACAGUCCAAAUUCUCCAUGGGUCGUGGGGGUCUUGAUGCCAUCCCUCAUACGAGACGGUCAAGUCUGGAAUAGCCGAACCUAAAUCAAGUCCGUUGUAUUGGUAAUAGUUCAUCAGAUUGAUGAAAUCAUCUUUGGACACUGGGCCUAUCUCCGGGCUUCUGAAUACAAACUCUUCUGCUAUCAUCGAUUCCACGCCCACUGAUACUCGCGUCAUUCCUCCCGCUAAAUCAACAGCGUCUGCAUAAUCUAGAGUCCAAUCCACUAGAAUGUCAAGUGUGGGUUCUAGCGUAUGGUAUGAUGGGUAGCCGUCAUAACCAACGAAAUCAUUUUCGCAAGAGAUAAAAUCAUCUGUCUCGACACUUUCUGAGUAAAGUUGAUCACUACUG
Molecule: messenger RNA, 3757 nt
Organism: Pseudo-nitzschia multistriata
Lineage: Eukaryota; Bacillariophyta; Bacillariophyceae; Bacillariales; Bacillariaceae
Source: the annotation of a GenBank genome assembly